AUGGAGCGAUGUUUUGAGGUUAAUCAUAGUACUAUUCAAGAUGCGUUUGUGCAAGAUGCCCCACGCGCUGGCCGGCCAACUAAGCACGAUCAGCCAACAACGGCUACGACUACCCUCCUAGUAAAGAAAUCUUGUACUGAUCUUGCUGGUGAGCUUAGCAAGGAGGGAAUCAAUAUCUCUGUUGCGACGAUUUGGCGUAUCCUCAAAAACGCUGGCCUGCAGAAAAUGAAGCCGACUCGGAAGGCUGGGUUGACGAAGAAGAUGAAAGCUGGCCGGAUUGCUUGGUGUCUUGAACACCAAUCUCGGACACUUGAUGACUGGAAAAGCGUGAUAUGGUUAGAUGAAAAGGUUGUUCCACUAUAUUGA
Penicillium canariense is the source of this 366-nucleotide messenger RNA. RefSeq lists its product as uncharacterized. The record is from RefSeq and is a predicted model, not a curated record. Gene Ontology annotation, molecular function: DNA binding. Bases 1 to 366 code for a protein of 121 amino acids. The transcript has 2 exons. NCBI's taxonomy places the organism in Eukaryota, Fungi, Ascomycota, Eurotiomycetes, Eurotiales, Aspergillaceae. Gene Ontology annotation, biological process: DNA transposition; DNA integration.